Phytophthora sojae is the source of this 813-nucleotide messenger RNA. RefSeq lists its product as hypothetical. Gene Ontology annotation, biological process: zinc ion transmembrane transport. Gene Ontology annotation, cellular component: membrane. The record is from RefSeq and is a predicted model, not a curated record. The transcript has a single exon. Gene Ontology annotation, molecular function: zinc ion transmembrane transporter activity. Bases 1 to 813 code for a protein of 270 amino acids. NCBI's taxonomy places the organism in Eukaryota, Oomycota, Peronosporomycetes, Peronosporales, Peronosporaceae.
AUGGCCUUCGAGAAGGACGGUCGUCUGGACCUGGUGAUAGCAUUCGGGGUGAAUGGAGCUGCCGCGUUGAUGAUGUUGGUGGGCGGGAUGGUGGUUUUCAGCAGCAAAUUGCUGCGCGCGGCCAAUUCGCUGGUUCUGGCAUUGGCGCUCGGCACAUCGGGAGGGGUCACGCUCUUCAUCGCGCUGGUGCCGCUGUUCUCCAAUUCAUUCUCGAAAUUUGAGGACGCCUUCACGUCCAAUAGCGAAAAGUCUGGAUCUGGAUCCGACGACAGCGACACGAUCGAGGGCGACGCCUGGUUGGCGGCUACGGGCUCCUUCAGUGGAGGGAUUAUCAUCAGCUACCUCAUUGACUUCAUCGUGCACCAACUUACCCCUGGCCAGAACCCCAACGGAACUACUCGCGCCCAAGAAGUGACACGUGACUCCAUGGAGUCAUCAAGCAGCAAGGUGGAUAUGAGACCCCCGUUAGAGUUUAUCGAGGAUCCGGGGCUGGAUAUCUUCGUUCGCAUGGACGAGUCGGCCAAGCAAAAGCAUCAGGCGAUGGGGAUUCUAAGUGCCAUCGCGGUGGGCAUCCACAAUAUCCCGGAGGGCAUGGCUACAUUCGUUGCUUCGUCCGAGCAACUCUACAUCAGUGUGUCGUUGGCAAUUGGUGUCGGCAUGCACAACAUCGCGGAAGGGGUAGCGGUCGCGGCCCCGAUCUACUUCGCUACGGGGAGUCGUUGUAAGGCGCUGCUGUGGUGCUUCUGGUCGGGUAUCGCGCAGGUGAUCGGUGGGGUCAUCGCGUACGCGAGCAUGGGCAUGGGACGCGGAUGA